UUUUCCAAACGCAAUCCAAACUGAAAAAUCAGUCACCGCCUACAUAGAUCUUUAACUACCACCAAUUAAAACUAGCCACGACAAGUAAAACGUGGCUUGUUUAAAUAAAGUUGUAUUCUGAGAAAACCCCCACCUAUACAGAUAAAACCCUAGCAAUAGCAUCAAUCAGCUCGCGUUUCUAAUAAUAUUUUGGAAGUUAGACCUUUUAUCCCCUUUUUUGUCCGAUUUUUUGUUAUUUUCUGUUUCACCUUCGAACGAGCACUUAGGCAAAGCAGAAGGAUGUCAGCGGCCGCGACAACUAGCCGAGCGACUCGGCGGAUGGGAGCCGAGGAUGAGAAGCUAGUGUUCGAGACGACGGAAGGAAUCGAGCCGAUAAUGAGUUUCGACCAGAUGGGGCUAAAAGACGAUCUCCUCCGUGGAAUCUACAAUUACGGCUUUGAAAAGCCGUCAGCCAUCCAGCAGAGAGCCGUGAUGCCGAUAAUCAACGGCCGUGACGUGAUUGCGCAAGCCCAGUCUGGUACCGGUAAAACUUCCAUGAUUGCCCUCACCGUUUGCCAAGUGGUAGACACCGCUAGCAGAGAGGUUCAGGCAUUGAUCUUGUCACCUACGAGGGAACUGGCAUCGCAAACGGAGAAAGUGAUAAGGACAAUUGGUGAUUUCAUGAACAUACAAGCACACGCGUGUAUUGGAGGCAAAAGUGUGGGUGAAGAUAUAAGAAAGCUAGAAAACGGAGUCCAUGUAGUGUCGGGAACUCCUGGGAGAGUCUGUGAUAUGAUCAAGAGGAGAACCCUACGUACAAGGGCUAUUAAACUAUUGAUUCUUGAUGAAUCUGAUGAGAUGUUGAGCAGAGGUUUCAAAGAUCAAAUUUAUGAUGUUUACAGACAUCUUCCACCCGAGCUUCAGGUUUGUUUGAUAUCUGCUACCCUUCCUCAUGAAAUUUUGGAGAUGACGAGCAAAUUUAUGACUGAUCCUAUAAGGAUCCUUGUGAAGCGUGAUGAGUUGACUCUGGAGGGAAUUAAGCAGUUUUUCGUAGCAGUUGAAAGAGAGGAGUGGAAGUUCGAUACACUAUGUGAUCUUUAUGAUACGUUGACAAUCACCCAAGCUGUUAUUUUCUGCAAUACAAAACGAAAGGUUGAUUGGCUAACUGAGAAGAUGCGUAGCAAUAACUUUACGGUGUCAUCAAUGCACGGGGAUAUGCCUCAGAGGGAAAGAGAUGCGAUUAUGGCUGAGUUUCGGGAUGGUGCAACCCGUGUUCUUAUCACAACAGAUGUUUGGGCUAGAGGGCUUGAUGUUCAGCAGGUGUCCCUGGUAAUCAAUUACGACCUGCCAAACAAUCGAGAGCUUUACAUCCAUAGGAUUGGUCGGUCAGGUCGAUUUGGAAGAAAGGGUGUUGCUAUUAAUUUUGUGAAAAGUGAUGACAUCAAAAUUCUUAGAGAUAUAGAGCAGUAUUAUAGUACCCAGAUAGACGAAAUGCCAAUGAAUGUUGCGGAUCUGAUAUAACAAUGGAUUCUAAGUGCUUGGUUCGAAUGAUUUGGUUGCGCAUUCAUACUGUGAUGUAAUUGACUUCUCUGUGUAGUUGCAUUAUCUUAUCUGUGUGAUUGGUUUGUGCAAUACCUGGAGGUGGAUUGAUGCAAACUGGAGGCUUUGGUGACAAGAAACACAUCAGAUUCGGCAUUAACUUAUCCAAAAGCAUUGUGAUUUUGGUGCUUUUUUCCUGUCGAAUGUGUUGUUGGAUUUGCUCAAAUUUAAGUGUUGUUUUAGGAGUUAGUGAAGAUAUGAAAGGUUUUGAAGUCACUGUCUAUCUCA
Durio zibethinus is the source of this 1806-nucleotide messenger RNA. Its product is annotated as eukaryotic initiation factor 4A-3-like. Lineage: Eukaryota; Viridiplantae; Streptophyta; Magnoliopsida; Malvales; Malvaceae. Gene Ontology annotation, molecular function: ATP binding; RNA helicase activity; nucleic acid binding. The record is from RefSeq and is a predicted model, not a curated record.